Prosopis cineraria is the source of this 2814-nucleotide messenger RNA. RefSeq names its product delta(3,5)-Delta(2,4)-dienoyl-CoA isomerase, peroxisomal. NCBI's taxonomy places the organism in Eukaryota, Viridiplantae, Streptophyta, Magnoliopsida, Fabales, Fabaceae. Gene Ontology annotation, cellular component: peroxisome. The record is from RefSeq and is a predicted model, not a curated record. Bases 1601 to 2434 code for a protein of 277 amino acids. The transcript is spliced from 3 exons. Gene Ontology annotation, molecular function: delta(3,5)-delta(2,4)-dienoyl-CoA isomerase activity.
UUUUUUAUCUCCUCUAUUGGUGGCUUAUGGUUUCAUUCAGCAUUGCAAUUUUACUGUUUAUAAAUAGUUUAACUUGAUUCCACUGCUGGGCGUGCAUUGAAAUUUGUGGUUUAGGGGAUAUCAUUGACAUCCUUAUCAUAGUAGCUUCAUUUCAUGAAUUUUCUUCUGAAUAUGGCUCCAAUGAUUUUUUUUUUUUUAACCAAGAUGACAGGCUUGAUGUCAUGUCCUUUUAAUAUAUAUAUAUAUAUAUAUAUCAAGGGAAAUAUACCUCUUUCGUAUACAACCCAAACCAAGAAAGAGUGAUACGAUCUUUCCUUGACCCUUCAUUUGGAUUAGGAAGAAGAUAGAGAGGAAAAAAACUAGGGGAGAAAAGUAAAAUAAAAUGACAUUUUCCCUCCCUAGAAUAACGUAUGUUUUUCUUUAGUUUUCCCCCUCUCUAGGAGAAAAUGGGGAAAACAAGGGUGAAAAAUAUUUUUUCCUCUAGUUUUUCUCCCAUGAUUUUCUUUCCUCCUUAUUUUCUUCCCAUUUCAAACGAAGUCUAAGAGUCAAAUUUGAGAAUGCUGAUACGACCUGAACCAAAAAACUUAAAUUAAUCAACUGCUGACAUGGCAUAUUCUCAUGCAUUUGGCAUUUACUGACACACAUCAGCUUUCUAACAAAUACAAUGGUACAACUCAACCUCCUAUCAUUACUAUCUGAAAUAGCUUCCUGAAAAAUACCAAUUCUAAUUAUGAAGCACAUAACAAACUCUCUAAAAAACAUGGAAUUGAUUACUCUAAAGUCCUUUUAUUGGUUUGGCCAAAAGAAAAGUCUUUUUCACUUAUUUCUUUAUCAUCAGUAAGACAAGUUUAUGUAUAUCAGAACAUUUCAAGGAUAAAUUCUCAAAGCUAUUUGUUAAUCCCCCACAACUUACCAAAAUAGUGGUAUCAAAGCUAGUAGUAUAGUUAAAUUUUUUUUAGUUUUCAGUGAAAAUUUGAUGUUAGUCCAAAAGUUUGCAAUCAGAAUAUCCUCAAGAUAACCAGUGCAGAAGAAACGUCAGGUCAAUAAUUCUCCAAAUUAGCAGCAUUGAAAAUGCUCAAUGGAAUCCUCCUCUGUCAGGUUAUUUAUGGAUUGAUGUAGAUGUCUCAGUCGCCCCAUCCCAUUAAGGGGCCUGCAGAGGAAUAAUCAGGAACAUAAAUGGCUUAUGGAUCCUUGGAUUCAAACACAAUCUGGGAUUUGUUUCUUGCACAGAUGCAGAGCUACUUGCAAUCUAAACGGAACUCAAAGUUUGCCAACAGAAUCAGCUCACAAAGAUUAACAUCUUUUCUCACUCCCUUGAAUCCAUGAUUGUAACCAGGACCACCAAUUGUGGAAUGUGUUGAAAUUCCGUCCUUUGGUCUUCAUCGUACUCAAGGAGACGCAAUUAUUUGCUCGGAUCUGAUUGCCAAGGGUGCGCAUGAUGAGCACGCUAGUCUUGUUUGCAGUCUGUGAUUCUUUAAUUCCUGAUGAGUUUUUCUGAACUGAAAUUCCCUAUUUUGCAAUCAAGAUUUCCUUGCCGGUCUGAAUUGAGCUUCAAUCUCCGUCGUUCUCUUUCCGAUACGACACUGUUGUGCUGCCGGAGAUGGCGAUUGAGAAAUACAAAACCCUGCAAAUUGUACAGCACAACCCAAAAUCUUCCGUCUUCUACCUUUACAUGAAUCGUCCUUCACAACGCAAUGCUCUCUCAUCUGAUUUCUUUACCGAAUUCCCCAAAGCUCUCAAUUCUCUUGAUGACAACAUCCAAGUCAACGUCAUCAUCCUUUCCGGUUCCGGCAACCACUUUUGCUCUGGUAUCGACCUCAACUCGCUUAGCUCUAUCUUUAGGGACCAUUCAUCCGGUGAUCGAGGCCGCUCCGGGGAGAAACUCAGACGGCACAUCCUGGGCUUGCAAGAUGCCGUCACUGCCAUCGAACGGUGCCGGAAACCCGUGAUUGCCAGUAUACAAGGUGCUUGUAUCGGUGGUGGAGUCGACAUCAUUACCGCCUGUGACAUUAGAUUUUGCACCAAGGAUGCCUUCUUUUCGGUGAAAGAGGUCGAUUUGGCCAUCACGGCCGACCUUGGAACUCUACAGAGGUUGCCGAAUAUAGUCGGGUACGGUAAUGCUAUCGAGUUGGCUUUGACGGCUAGGAGAUUUUCGGGUCUGGAAGCAAAGGAGUUGGGUCUAAUUUCUCGAGCUUUCGAUUCUAAAAAUGAAUUGGAUGAAGCUGUGCGGGAUGUCGCUGAGGCAAUUGCUGCCAAAUCACCCCUUGCAGUCAUUGGGACAAAAGCUGUGUUACUUAAAAGUAGGGACUUAACUGUGGAGCAAGGGUUGGAUUAUGUUGCUACUAAAAACUCUGCAACUCUGCUAUCCGAUGAUUUGCAUGAAGCAGUGUUGGCACACAUGCAGAAACGGAAGCCAACUUUUUCCAAGCUGUGAAUGUGUUAAAUGUUGCAAAUGCUUGGUUCUUAGUUGCUUUUUCAGAAUAUUUAUCCAAAAGAGAACCGUAAGAUUUCUCAUCAUAAGAUACUUUCCUUUUGUUGCUGCAAGUGCUCUUAGCAUGUUAAGGGAGAAAAAUCACGAGCUUGAUGAUAUUGUUGACGAUUGAUGUACUACUGAUCAUCUUCGUCUACUUUCAUAGUUCCUUCUUGUAGUAAUACACCUUAUGUUGGAACUACUGAUACAAGUUCUACUUGUUUCAAGUUCAAUGGGUGUACUUAUAACAUUCUAAUUAAUAUAAGUUAUUGUAACUAAUGGAGAAGUUGAAAUUUUUUAUCGCUAAAUGUUAAAAGGUCACCUACUAUGCCUAUUUAUAGCCA